GGAGGGUCAUGUAUAUAGAGGUGUGGUCGGAGGGGAAGCCUUGAGUGUUGGAGUGCAGACCCGGCGAGCGCGUGGUGGACUGAGCGCGUGUUGCCUGCGACAUACUCCUGAGCAGAGGCUGCUGGUUGCCGGCGUCCUAGGACCGCCCGCCAUGCCCUGCCCCCGGACCCUCGCCGCGGCGGCCGCCGUACUGCUCUUCCUGGCCGGUCCCUCCCCGGCCUGUGCGGGGUUUUUCAGAAAUGUCAUCCUGACAGAGACGCAAGAGGAGACGGUGAGGAAGGUGGACGGACUCCUUAAUCAAUUUCUAGAGAACAUCCGCCGCAUGUACUACAAGAAGUAUCCUCCCCUGAAAUCCCAUCCUCAUGAGGGGUUCGCUUUCAAGGAUUACUCAGUAGAGGCCUUUACUAUCCAAGAUCUCAAUCCAGGCACAAGCAGUCCUGUAGAAAUUCCUCUCCAUACAAACAUCUGUAAAGAACAGGAAGGGAAUGAUGCCCAGAGAGGAAUGGACCCUGGAAGAGACACGCAGGAACCUCCAAUUGUUGUCGAUGAGAAAGGAGGUGACAGAGCGGACGGUAAGGAGGGACCUCCUGUUGCUUUCGACGAGAAGAAGCAUGGUCAGGAUUUUUCUGGAAAUGCCAUGGGCGCCGCCCUCGAGUACGAUGGUAGCAGAAUUUGGUUCCCAGACAACUAGGGAGCCACUCAGAGGGCAAGACAUAUGUUGAGGAGAGUCUGGCCGACCUGGAGGAGUAGAUUGUAAUGUCGAGGUAAAGAACUUUAAUGAAAUUACCUUCAGAUCUGGUUGAACAAUUUGUUCUUGUGUAUUAAUUACAUGCUUACAGUUUA
Penaeus vannamei (Pacific white shrimp) is the source of this 843-nucleotide messenger RNA. The record is from RefSeq and is a predicted model, not a curated record. Lineage: Eukaryota; Metazoa; Arthropoda; Malacostraca; Decapoda; Penaeidae.